This is a messenger RNA of Besnoitia besnoiti, 9795 nucleotides long. RefSeq lists its product as uncharacterized. The record is from RefSeq and is a predicted model, not a curated record. NCBI's taxonomy places the organism in Eukaryota, Apicomplexa, Conoidasida, Eucoccidiorida, Sarcocystidae. The coding region runs from base 1 to 9795 and encodes 3264 amino acids. Gene Ontology annotation, biological process: intracellular sterol transport. Gene Ontology annotation, molecular function: sterol transfer activity; sterol binding. Gene Ontology annotation, cellular component: plasma membrane; endoplasmic reticulum-plasma membrane contact site; endoplasmic reticulum membrane. The transcript is spliced from 19 exons.
AUGUCGCGGCCGUCCGUGCCGGUAGUUCAGCCCUCGCUCUCUUCUUUGCUCGGCUCCUCCUCGCCCGCGUCGCCUUCGUCCUGCUCUGCGUCGUCGCCGACCUCGGUCUGCUCGCCGUCCUCUCUCGCGUCGGUACCUCCGUCUCCGUGUGUGCCGCGUCGCUCGCCCUCGGCUUCUGCCGUCUGGCUGGACUGCGAGAACCCACUGCAGCCCUUUCUGCAGCUUCUAAACGAGCAAAAAACUGCUUCGAAGACGCUGGAGCGCUUCUGCCAGGAUUUGGCGAUCGCUGAAGAAGACCUGAUCUGUGCCCUCUCGAAGGCGAAGGGGAUCGCCGCAGACAGCUGCGCGCCCACGUACUUCCGCGAAGACGCGCGCAAGCACCUCCAGGAGCUCGACUUCUUUCAGGAGCCUCCCCCGCCCGAGGCGCCUGUCGCGCAUGCGCCGUCGAGCGCGUCGUUUGCCUCCUCCGCCUCGUUUCCUUCUUCGUCGUCUUUCCCCUCUGCAUCGUCUUUUUCGUCCUCGUCUUCCGCGUCCCUCUGGCUGGCGUCGAGCUCGGCCGUGGAGGGAAGGGCCGAGCGAGGCGACGAGGCGCUGGAGGAAGAACCUGGAGAGCGCGAGCGCCACGAAGACGAGAGCGAAACCAGGCAAAGCAGGAGUGAACGCGAGAGGGCGCGCGCCGCUCUGUCGGCGGCUGACGCCUCGGCGACUGCUGUCUGCGGCGCGGCAGGGGCAGGGCGAGGGCUCGCCCCCGACGUCGGCCGCGAGGAGACUCCGGAGGGAGGAGCGAGAGGGACAGGGGUUGCCGGAGAGGGCGACUCGUCGGAUCCCUCUGCGCCUCGCGCCCGCCUUCUUCACGAGGCUUCCGGGGUAGAGAGAGGAGACAGCCUUGACGCCUCUGCAUGUGCCGCCGACGAGGAAGCCACGGCUGUCAGUGCUGCGUGUUCUCUGUCUGGCUCGUUUCCGCUCGCAGCUUGCUCUGCGCCGCAGCUCGGGCUUCGCGCUGCGCCUCCGCGCCUGGCGCGCUCCUUGUCGCCGUCGCGUCCCGCUGCGUCUCCCGCCUCCACCGCCGCGUGCCCAGGGUCGGAGUUCGGGUGGAGCUUGCUCGAGGCGCACGCGCCGUGCGAGGAGGUCCUCUGUCGCGUGGGGCGUUCGCUCUUUCUCCUCGUCUGCGGCCGUCUGCAGCAGCACGCCGAGGCUCGCGCGGCGUUCCUCUCGCUAGCCAAGGCGACGGCCAGCCAGCAGCGGCUCCUGCUGGCGGAGAAGGCGCGGCUGGAGCAGCUCGUUCCGAAGCUGACGGCCUCCUUUCGCCUCGCGAGCACGCGAAAGGCCCGCGCUUUCUCGCGGUACGCGAAGGCCGUCGCCGACGCGGAGGGCGCCGUCCUCAUGCGGGAGCGCCUGAAAACCCAAAAUCUCAACAGCGCCUCCUCCGCCGCGCCCGCCUCGGCUGCGGCCUCCUCGCACGUGCUCGCUGCGUCGGCGUCGCCGUUCGCCCCGCUAGUCGUGUCUGCGUCGCCCCCCGGGAGCCGACACGCCUCGGCUCACGCGUCUGGGGCCGACGCCACGGAGCCUCGCUCUGAGUCUUCGCCGGCGUCUGCUGUCCCUUCAGCGCGAGGCAAGAGCGGCGAUGGAGGCGCACGAGUGGCCCGCGACAGACUCUCCCACGCAGUGGUCUCGCCGCUGCUCCCCCAGCUGCAGAGACAGCAGCAGCGCGCGAGCCUCCUGUUUCAGCUGUACAUACAGGCGAGGCGCGAGUACGGGGCCGCCAGCGUGGCAACUGCGAAGGCCGCGACGUCGCUGCAGGCGGUCGUGGCGCAUCUCUGCGCAGAAGAGCAGGAUUUCAUCGAGCGCGAGUUCCUCAGGAAGCAGAAGGCAACGCUGGUCGGGCUGUUUCGCGCGAUUGCGAGGCUCGCUGCUGCGGAAGAGAAGGCGGAGCGGGCGCUCGAGGCUGCGCUCUCCGAAGCGCAGAAGGAACUUUUGCCUGCUGUCACGCGCUGCCUCGUCAGCGAGAGCGAGAGACUCGCGCCGCAGGUCUUCAUAAGAGGGAGCGCGGAGACGCCCCCUCCGGGGAUCGAGGGUGAAGUGACACGCACAGUGGGCGCAGCGUCUCAAGGCGGCGAUGGAAGAAGUGAGCCGGCGCCAGACGCAGGAGGAAAGGAGGGAUGCCGAGAAGAAGACAGCUGCCUGUGGAACGGAGUUGAAAAGGAGGGCGAAAAACGAGAGGAAGCGAAUUCGGGUCCUUCGCAACUCGCGGAGCGUCAGGGGCCGGUGCACCUUAAGUCAGAUCCCGCUUCUGCAGCAGACGGAAGGAAGGCGAGCGGUGCUCCAGAGAGCGGGAAAGACAGAGAGACAACGGCAGGCGAAGAGCUGUCAUCUCUCUUCGCGGACGCGCGGAGCUUCUGCGAGCCCCUCCGCUCGAGUAAUCGCCGCAUGCAGAGUAUGUUGGAGGUCGUCCGGCUGGUCAUGCAGGCCUUCAGCAGCUACCACAAGGCGCUGGGGGCCGCCGCGGGAUCUCUCCCCUCCGCUUCGCUCUCCGAGUCGCCGUCGCUCGUCGCGGCCGCAGCAGAUCCUCGGCGCGCGGCGUCUUCGCCAGAGGCCGUCCCUCGCGGGGCGCGCGCGUCUUCAGCUGGCGGCGGGCGAGCCGAGGAGGGCGCGGCAGCCGCUUCGGCCCCCACCACCGGCGCCGGCUGGCCCAGCGGGCGCCGCGCGGAGCCGCUCCUCAUGGCGGGCUGCGGCUCGGCUCUUCUGCAGGCCUGCGUCGCGGAGGUCGCGGAGGUUUGCCACACGCUGGAGACGUGCUGCGGCGAGUACCUUCUCUGCCUUCUCAGCGAAAGCAUCGCCCAGCAGCGAAGCGCCAUCCAAAAGCUCUCCGCCGCAGAGGACGACAUGCGCCGGCUGCUGAGCUCUUCCCGAGCUGCAAAGGCCGAGACGCUCAGCCAGAUCGCGGCGCUCGCCGAACGCGUCGGUGCAGCAGAGACAGAGGGCGCCGAGCGACGCAGUCCUCGCAAGGACUGCGACGGCCGCAGCCCCUCCGCGCGCUCAUCCGCGGACACAGCCCCGCCACGUGCGGAUGCGGGGACGCUGGGCGGCGACAAAGAGCGCGGAAAUCGAGACUCGGGAGGAGGCGUCGACUCCCCUGGCGCCAGCGAUCCCGACACUGCCCUACCUGCCUCGGCCUCUCAGCCGGCGUCGUCUGCUGCGGCGUGUCUGUCGCGGUCAGCGUCUCUCGAGUUGCUGCAGGCGUUGACUGGAAACGUGGCGGAUCAGGAGGUGAUCGCGGCGGGUCGGCUGAAGAAGCUGAUGAAGACGAUUUGCGCGGGCGAGGCGCAACGCUGCAGUCUGCUUCUCUUGCAGUCGAAAGCUGUUCACCGCUCAAGCAUCGAGGCCGCGGCCGGCGCGGCUGCGGAGUGUCGCGCAGCCAAACAGCUUGCGGAUCGCGCUCGGGAGACGCGGGCCUUCCUGCGCUGGCUCGCCGAUGUCUUCCCCGACGUCCAGCGUGGCGCCCUCCGGCGCCUGGAGACCUACCGGAGCGAACGCGCGGACAAAGGGGACGGCGCGGACCCGGGGAGCAUGCGGAGUGGGGGUCGCCGACUCGAGUCUGGCGACGCGGAGGAGCGACACAAGAAGAAGGAGAAGAAGAGGCGCAGGGGAAGCCGCGAGAGACGCGACCGCGGAGACGGAGAGAAGCGCGCGCGGAGCGUCGGCGAGGGCGGAAAAGAGGCAGGGCGCGGGGAAGGCGCAGGACCUGUUGAGUCUCCAUCGUGUCCUUCGCUCUCGCGGCGAACGUUCUCUGAGGCGAGCGUCGCCACGGUGCCCAGGUCGCCGCUGUCGUGUCCUGUGGAGCUGAGCCUCGGAGACCGUGGCCUCACUCGUCGCUCACGCUCGCAGGUCCAGAGUGGCGACGACUUACGCAGCGACAGGAGGAGAGUGCGCGACAGGAGGCGCUCAAGAAAGGCCGAUGCGCCUGCAGGCGACGAGACAGCGUCCUCCGUCUCUUUGCCCUGCGCUGGCCGCUCGCCCAGUCCAAGGCACUCCGCUUCCUUGCGUGCCCCUUCGCCCUCGUCUUCCGCGCUCUCGCUGUCUCCUCCGCCGUCUACCGGGGAGCGGCGCCGCAACUCCGCGCGGGGGGACGCGGGCGGCGAGCGCGGCCGCCCCCCGGUGCGCGCGCUGUCGUCGAGCUUCUCAGCCGAGUUGGGCUCGCCUUCGCCUUCUUCGUCGCCUGUCUUCUCGUUUUGCUCUCCUCUCGCAAAGUCUCCCUCCUCUGCGUCCCUUCGCGAUGAAAAAACUCGAGACAGUGAAGACGAAAAGGACGCGAGCGCCUGCCGAGAAGAGGGCCUGGAAGACGCGAGCCGCACGACGCUCGCGCGACCAGACGAGGAGCCCAGAGGACACAGAGGGGACGAAGGGGAUAGACAGAGACGCCGCGAGGGAGACAAACAACCGAGCGCCCUCGUGGCUGCUGCAGCCCGAAUGAAACGCGUUGAAUGCGCAGCAGUCUGGUGGCGCGACGUGGUGCAGAUUUCGUUGCCGCUCUCGCCGCCCGCUUCCUCUCCCUCGUCUGCCUCCUCGUCGUCGACGUCCUGCAGCACGCUCGCGAGCGGCUCCACCUGUCCCUCGGAGCGGCCGGGGACCUUGGGCGGCGAGAGCGGGCCGCCGAAGGCGAAUGCAGGCGCGCCGGAGUCGGGCGCGGCUGCAGAAGAGAAAGCCGAGCGCGAGAAGAAAACGGCGGAGGACUACGAAAAGGAGCUCCCGGUCUCGGCGGUCAUGACACUCGAGGAAGGGGUCGUCAAGCUCGAGUGCGCGGCGCUCUGCGACUUUGACGGCUCGGAGUUCGACGCGCUCACUUCGGCCUCCUCGUCUGCCGCGACACACGUGCCUCACGUCCCCCGCAGCCGCUCGUUCUUCUUCCGCCGGGGCGACAUCGUGCGGGUCACAGUCCCCGUGGGGCCUCUCUGGGAAGGGCUCGACCCUCGAGGAGUCAAGGGCGUCUUUCCUGCGAGCUGCGUCUUUGUGCCGGCGGACAGCGUCUGGGCGGCUCGCCCGGCGCUUCAGGAGAAGGACAGAGGCACUCUGGAGCGCCUCGUCUUCGACUUCUUUUCUUCCACGCGACCAGGCUUGGCUGCCUCCGCGGCCUCCGCGAGUGUGGGGUCCGGCGCGGCGGACACUGAGGCGACAGCGCAGAGAGAGGAAAAGAAGGGCGAAGCCGGCGAUGCGAAGCGGCGCCAGAGGCCAGCGCUUCCUUGCUUUUCGCCGCGUGUCUCGCGCGUGUGCCCCGGGUCGCGGCUGGACACGGAGUCGGAGUCGACGGGCGAGUUCGCAGAGGAGGAGACGCUCUCCUCCUCGGAGCCGCGGCGCACUUCCUCCACUCGCGCGAUGCAGCCGCCGUCGUUCCUGCCCAAGGGUCGCCUCCAGCCGCAGCGGAAAAAGCGCGAGGCGACCGACGAGCCGGGCGACAAAGCCGCCGGCGACGGCAAGAGAGACGCGAGCGCCUGCGAGGAGGUGCGCGCGGGGGUGGACGCGGCGGCCGCGGAGCCGGGGCUCGCGCGAAGCGCUGAGGAGGUGGAGGACGGAGGAGCCCAGAAGGCAGAGGAGACGCUCCAGGAGCAACAGCAAGAGCGAGAAGACGACGAACGAAGGAAAGCCAUGUACCGGAAGGGUUUCAGCGAAAGCAGCUGCGACAUGCUCAAGCGCGAAGCUGCCCACGACGGACUCUUGCCUGGCCUCGCACCGCGCUUCGAAGGCGACGAGGACGCCGACCGAAUGCUUCAGCUUUCUCGAGGCGAGCGGACGAUGAGUCUCGGGGUCGCUGCCGGCUCAGAGAGUCUGCCCACUGGCGACUCUGCGACGGCUGCUGCAGCCGUGGCCUCGCUGAGCAGCUACGACCGUCUUCACCAGGAGGAGUUCAAGCAGAGAAUUGGCUUGACGGAGUUCGUUCUGCAGUCGUACAGCUGCGCGCUCUCGAAGCGGAUUCUGCUCCAGGGUCGGUUGUACGUGACGCAAAACACGCUCGCGUUUUUCUCCUUCUUCAACGAAACGACGAUCUUCGGCCUCGAGACUGUGCUCAUCAUGAAGAUGAAGGAGAUCGUUGCAAUUCGGAAGAAAGUAAACGCGUUUUUCUUCGACAAUUCUAUCGAAAUUGAGCUAACUGGCGACCGGCGACACUUCUUCGCAACCUUCCUAAACCGCGAUAAGCGCGCGUUUUCGAUCUCAAGUUCUCGCGAGUUUUCCCGUGGCGUGGAAAGCGAGGCGUGUGAUACGAUGGAGGAGAUCUCUGGGGUCUUCGGAGCGCGGGACGCAUCCGUCCCUUUGCCGUCUCUCUUCGAUUCCGGGCGAUUUGCCUCUCCCGCCGCGAGCGGUCCCACACUUCCACGGGUGCAGGCGCCUCCGGCGAGUUCAGGAGAUCAGCGAGGUGCACCCGUGCCGCCUGAGGAGUCCGCUUCUGAGGCCGGCGCUCAGCGUCGCGCCUCUGCAUCUCCUUGCGUCUUUUCUUCGCGCAAAGAAGUCUCUGCCUCUCGCUCGGGGUCUCUCGCCUGUGCUUCGACCCCUCCGCCCCGUCGUUCACCGUUUUCCGCGUCACCCUUUCCCUCGUCGUUCGUCGCGUCGGCUGCCACCGGCUCCGCGCUGUGCACGCGCGAGGCCGUGGCGCUGGCGGUCCGGAGAGCAGCCGUCGCCGUCGCCGUCGCUCGCCAAAGACGGUCGGAAGUCUCCGCCCUCAGCGCGUCCGCGUGCUUCGCCGCGGCGCCGCCGCCGCCUGCGGCUGCCCCCGGUCUCGCGAACGAAGACGCGGCGCCGCAGAGAGCCGAACAGGAGGCAGCUGUAGAGUCGGGCGCCCCCGCUUCCAGGCUGCUCGCGAGCGGACUCGCCAAGGUGCUGCUUCCUCAGGCUCGCUUAGUAGCUGAAGCCCAGCCAGACUCAUGCGCGCGUGAAGAAGCGAAGAUGCAGAGCGAGCCGGCAGGGGAGAAGCUGCGGAGCCGCGGGACGCCGCCAGUUGACAGCUUGUGGGAGGAAGGUCAGGCGACCGCCCGCGGGCGAGAGGAGGAUACGGUGAAGGACCCAACUGAUGACGCGGAGCUCAGAAUGAUGCGGAUAGCGAAUCGGAGAUCGCCGACGGAAGGCGCAGGCGAAGGGCGAUCGCAGCAAAUUCAGCGCGAAUCAGCUCAGGAGGGAGAAAGCGAAGCGGGCUUUGGAAUCGAUCGCAAAGGAAACCCGUCGAACACAGGGACGGAGACGACGCGGGCGCAGGCAGGUGAAAAGGAAGAAACUGCCGGUCUUCUUUCAUUUCCAAAUCUGAGAGACGUGGCCUGGGGGCCGUCGCACGUGAAAGACGCGGCUGCGCUCUCGCCCAAGGUUCCUCACUUUUUCUCUCGGAUCGGCGUCGCCACUGCGUAUUCGGAUCUCUCGUCUUCGUCCAUAGGCAGCCAGCGCCACCCCUCGCGCGGCCUCUCUUCUGCAUGCGCGUCUCCCGCACUUGUCUCCUCGCCUCGCUGCUCGCCUCCGCCUUCUCCGUGCUCCUUUGCCGCUGCGACUUCGCCUCCCCCUGCGCCCGCCGCGACGGCCGAUUCGUCCGCGCUGCCUGUCCCCGGACACAGUGCGCCUCCCGCCCCGCGCGCCGCUCUGCUGCCGACGAACGGCGAGGUGUCUGCGGUCGCGUGCGCGCGUCAGUUCUCCUCGCCGUUCGCUGCGCCGCCACGGCCGUCUGGCCUCCACGCGCUUCAGCCAUCCGAGUUAGCAGGUGACUUAGAAUCGCGUCCCGCUCCCGAUUAUUCAAGGCGACCCCCUCAAAAGAACGGAGAUCGUCGCGCUUCUGCUCGCACGGCCGUCAGUGGGCGGCACGCGGAGUCUGUCGCAUUCGCGUCUCAGGCCGCGGACGCAGCUGACUCCACGACAGAGACGACAGAGACGACAGAGACAGAGAGCCUGCGUGGAAUCUCACGCGGUCGCGACAGCGAAAGACUCGCCACGGGGCGAGGAGGAAGCGAGGGAGAUCUCAAAACCCGAAGUCAGCUGAGCGAAUGGGGUGGGGGAAAAGGAGUGGAAGCGAGCCCGUUUGAAAAUCAGGAGAAGCGAGGAAAACCGAGACGUGAACAAGAUGCCUACGAUUUCAUUCUCGCGCUUUGGGAGAUCCAUAAGCGCAUGGUUGAGCACGGGCUCCAAGAUCGACUCGAGACGCCGUUUUGCGAGGGAAGCCCCUCUGAGGAGAGAGAGGACGGGCUGGAGGCGUCGUCGCGUGAUCGCGCGCCGUCGGAGUUCAAGUCUGUCCGCCGCUUCGUCGCAGUUAAGGCGGAGAGUGCAGCUGCGUUCCCUGCCGACCCCGGAGCUGCAGAUCGACUUAUAGACGAGGCCAAGAGGCGAAUCCUGGCGAGCAGACAAGCGCAGGCGGAAACUGCCCGCUCGGAAGACGCCACAUUGAGAGAGGCAGCGAACGACGAGCGUGGCAAUCCGACUGAAUCUGGAGAAAGCGUGCGCGAAGAAUGUUCACAGAAUGGCAAAGAAGCAGAAAGGGAUGAUCCGACAGAGGAGGCGAAGCAGGCGUGCCCGUCUGCCCCCCUCCGCAAUGUCGUGCCCGGCGAAAAGUAUAACAUGAAGCUCGAAGAAGUUCUCAGCAUCCUCUUUGUGGACUUAGACAAUCCGAAAAACCCCUUCUUCCGAUCCAUGGAGGCACAGCAAGCGUCUAUCGGGCCUCCGUUUCCCUCGUGGAUGCCUCGGCUCCCUCUCGCCGCACGCGUCUCUGGGGCUUCUCGAGAGCGGAGUGACGGUGCCACACAGGACUCCGAGGUCGGCGAUCGCGCAGAAGCGCGAGCAGAGCGUCAGGAGGAAGCGAGCUGGCAAGCCGACAUUCUGGAGCUCGCGAAAAGGCGCCCGUCGCGCGAGCUGGCUUACGAGAUGAGCUUGCCUGUGACGACCUUGAACCGGCUGCUGGGGCUGCCUUCCCGCGGCAACAUCGAGGAGCGCCACGCGGUGUUCAUGGUGUCCGAGGCCUGCGUUGUCAUCGAGAAAGACGCUUACCUCCACGGGCUGCCGCUGUCGGACUGCUUCUUCACUAGGGUGCGAUACCGCCUCACUGCGUUGAACGCGGCUGCGCGGCUCUCCUUCUUCGGGGGCCCUCUGAAGGACAGCGAGCGAGCGAACGGGGAGAGGGAGGAGGAACCUGCCGCGCGUGACGCUGCGCUGGAGACGCCCGAGACGCAACUCGACUUCGAGUAUGAAGUCGUCUUUGUCAAGAGCACGUUUCUUCAGGGGAAAAUUACUUCUCAAGGAGAGGCGCAGGUCGCUGACACGCUCGCGCAGUUCCUCCAGUUCAGCCGCGAGGCUCUCCAGGCAGCCGUCGAGGCGGACGCGGCGAAGGCGAGCUUGGCUCUCCCAGGCGAACCGACAGAAGACGCACGAGACGCUUCUGGCGGCCGUUCUCUUCGCGUUUUACAGUCCGCCGCAGCUGUCGCGGUGUCCGCGGGGGGGACGGCAGGGGCGGUGCGUGACGGUCGCGCGGGGCGACUGCCCUCGUCCCUUGUCUCUGCGUUUUCGUCUCCGCUGCGGUCUUUGCUGGCCUCGCCUUCGCUGGUGCGGGCGCGCGAGCAGGGCUCGGCGCGCUGGGAGGAGUUCAUGCAUCUUUGCCGCACGCUGCUCAGCUUGUCGUCUCUCCUGGCUUUCGCUGCUAAGCUCCUGCCCUCAACGCCAUUCGAAGGCCUCCUCCUGCUGCUCGUUUGCGCCCUCUACUGGCGCGUCGCCGCACUCGAGAACUGCCUUCGGGAUGCCGAAGAGCUCUCCUUUCCCAGCGCCGACAGAAAUUCGCUUCAGUAG